AUAUCACAACAAGUUGAGUGUGGACCUAAAAAAGCACUCCAGCUUCUGAGCUCGAAAUUUCUCGCUAGCGAUUUGAUUAUAAACAUGGAAAGCAUUGAAUUUUCAAAAUGUUCGAGGUGUUUAGAAAUGGAAUCAAAGGAAUCGUCGGCACUGCAAUGCUCGGUGUGCUCAAUUUGGUGUCACCUCACUUGCAUCGACAACAAAUCGCCGGUUUUCCUUCAGGAUGCAUUUUUUACUUUCACUUGCGAUAACUGCUCGGAUAAUGGUCAAGAUAAAUUAAUUAGAGACUCCGCUCGUUGGAAGAACAUCGUGAUUUUAAUAUUGUAUAACCUACAUCACCAACACUUCAGCAAAAGUCGACGGGGUUAUUUCCAGUACAGGAGCCAAAUAACUGAAAUGAUUAACACUAAUUGGAGAUUUUUAUUUCCUCCGGAUGCCUUCAAGAAAAACAAAGCUCCCCAUGGUGUAGUGUCCAACCAGCUGACUCACAAUACCCACAUAUUUGUAAGUGGCACCAGCGUGGUGGGAGAAUCUGGAUGGUGGAGGUUGGUUGAUCCAAGCCUCAGUCCACUGUACCUUUCAAAAUUGAAAAAGGGGACUGCUGCUGUAGUUAAUUCUGAUGAUCAGCCAGCACGGCCUCAAACAAAUAUGCUGUCGGUCUCGAGUUCUUUGAUUGAGAACCAAACUAGCUUCACUCUGCCAGAUAUUCUGCUGGAAAAGGAUGGAAUCGACAGUGAUAUGGAGAUUGAUCCGCCAAGCUCCCCUUCAAAAAUACAGAAUUCAGAUCCCCUUGAUAUUCUUUCAUUUUUGGAAUCUGAAGACACUCAAACCAAAACAAUCCCUGAUGCAGAAGACAGCACUGUUUCCCAAAGUUUGCAAGAUGAGCCUCAGAGCGAGCCAGAGAAGCCAGCCAAAGUGCCUGUGCAACCAACGGCAGAAGCAGAGCCUGUAACGAAAUUCAGGCCUAUGACCCAAUACGAAGAGGUGCAUCUGAUGCAUCGACUGGAGCGGGCUGGACCUUUACCGACCAGCAAAGCUCACAGGCUGUAUAGGAAGUUGGUAGUACGCAAUUUGCAGAGGAAAAAUGGACUGCCCUUGUUCAAUCUCGCCUGUUCUCCUACGGGACACACGUUGAAUGACCCUUCCCUGAGCAACGAUCCAAAGUUUGCCAGAAUUUUGGACCGAUUCAACGUAUCAUCGUCACAGUUGAAAAACGUAGACAACAACAGUCUGUCUUUCAUGACUCGGUUGAUGGGGAUGAUAGAGCCCGCCAGCUUCAAAAGCCCCAACACUGGCAGGCUUUUGAAACCAUACAUCAUGAGGGAGGACUGCUCAAAAUUUCCUUGGGUGAAGUUGAUGAAUGAGCUGGUGAACAAAGUCAACAAAAAUGAGCCAGAACGCCUACCGUCCAAGAAUUCUACACUUGAUUACUGUUAUGUCCGGCCUCAACACAUCCCGGCAGUUAACAGUUUGUGCAGGGAAAACUUUUGGCCAGGAAUAGACAUGUCUGAAGCAUUGCAAUACCCUGAAUUCUCCUGCGUUGCCCUUUACAAAAAAUUAGUUGUUGGAUUCGCUUUUUUGGUUGACACCGCCAUGAAUGAGUCAUACAUAACAUUCCUGUACGUCCGACCUGAGUGGAGACGGGGUGGCGUUGCCACAUUCAUGCUUUACCAUCUAAUCCAGACUUGCAUGGGAAAAGACGUCACUCUGCACGUUUCAGCAACAAAUCCAGCUCUGAUUCUGUACCAGCGCUUUGGUUUUAAAGUAGAGGAGUUUGUGCAGGACUUUUAUGAGAAAUAUUUACCUGCAGACUCAAAAGAAUGUACGCACGCUUUUUUCUUGCGCCUCAGCAGGUGAAAAUAAAAGUCCAAUUUUUAGACUAAA
Molecule: messenger RNA, 1884 nt
Organism: Cloeon dipterum
Lineage: Eukaryota; Metazoa; Arthropoda; Insecta; Ephemeroptera; Baetidae
Gene: Atac2
Product: Ada2a-containing complex component 2
Exons: 9
Coding region: 85-1857 (590 amino acids)
Molecular function (GO): histone acetyltransferase activity
Source: RefSeq, a predicted model, not a curated record